Molecule: messenger RNA, 3201 nt
Organism: Pelobates cultripes (western spadefoot toad)
Lineage: Eukaryota; Metazoa; Chordata; Amphibia; Anura; Pelobatidae
Source: the annotation of a GenBank genome assembly
AUGUUUAACCUAAGUCUGGCUUUUCUAGGUCACAAGAAUGGCUUUGUAAAAGGAGGAUCAUCCACUGGAUACAUCAAGAAAGGGCAUGGCAAUGCUACAAGCUAUAUCUAUAACAUGCCCCCCAGCUCAUCAGGUCACUCUGGGUCUGGCAAUGGCAGUGCCACAAACAAUGAUGGGAAUGCUCCCAGUCUCUAUAACAUGCCCCCCAACUCAUCAGAUCAUUAUGUGUCUGGAAAUGGCAGUGCCGCAGCCAAUUAUUGGAAUGGUUCCAGUCACUAUAACAAUACCCCCGGCUCAUCAGAUCACUCGGGGUCUGGCAAUGGCAGUGCCACAACCAAUUAUGGGAAUGGUCCCAGUCUCUACAAUAUGCCACCCAACUCAUCAGAUCAUUAUUGGUCUGGCAAUGGCAGUUCCACAACCAAUUAUGGGAAUGGUUCCAGUCACUAUAACAUGCCCCCCAACUCAUCAGAUCAUUAUUGGUCUGGCAAUGGCAGUUCCACAACCAAUUAUGGGAAUGGUUCCAGUCACUAUAACAUGCCCCCCAACUCAUCAGAUCAUUAUUGGUCUGGCAAUAGCAGUGCCACAGCCAACUAUGGGAAUGGUUCCAGUCACUAUAACAUUCCUCAUGGCUCAUCUGAUCACUCUGGGUCUGGCAAUGGCAGUAACACAACAAAUUAUGGGAAUGGUUCCAGUCACUAUAACAUAACCCCCGGCUCAUCAAAUCACUCUGGGUCUGGCAACGGCAGUGCCACAACCAAUUAUGGGAAUGGUUCCAGUCACUAUAACAUGGCCCCCAGCUCAUCAGAUCAUUAUGGGUCUGGCAAUAGUAGUGCCACAACCAAUUAUGGGAAUGGUUCCAGUCACUAUAACAUUACCCCCGGCUCAUCAGAUCACUCUGGGUCUGGCAAUUGCAGUGCCACAACCAAUUAUGGGAAUGGUUCCAGUCACUAUAACAUGCCCCCCAACUCAUCAGAUCACUCUGGGUCUGGCAAUGGUAGUAACACAACCAUUUAUGGGAAUGGUUCCAGUCACUAUAACAUUAACCCCGGCUCAUCAGAUCACUCUGGGUUUGGCAAUGGCAGUGCCACAGCCAAUUAUAGGAAUGGUUCCAGUCACUAUAACAUUACCCCCGGCUCAUCAGAUCAUUAUGGGUCUGGCAAUAGUAGUGCCACAGUCAACUAUGGGAAUGGUUCCAGUAACUAUAACAUUACCCCCGGCUCAUCAGAUCACUCUGGGUCUGGCAAUGGCAGUGCCACAGCCAACUAUGGGAAUGGUUCCAGUCACUAUAACAUUACCCCCGGCUCAUCAGAUCACUCUGGGUUUGGCAAUGGCAGUGCCACAGCCAAUUAUGGGAAUGGUUCCAGUCACUAUAACAUUACCCCCGGCUCAUCAGAUCAUUAUGGGUCUGGCAAUGGCAGUGCCACAGCCAAUUAUGGGAAUGGUUCCAGUCACUAUAACAUUACCCCCGGCUCAUCAAAUCACUCUGGGUCUGGCAAUGGCAGUGACACAGCCAUUUAUGGGAAUGCCCCCGGUCUCUAUAACAUGGCCCCCAACUCAUCAGACCAUUAUGGGUCUGGCAAUGGCAGUGCCACAGCCAACUAUGGGAAUGGUUCCAGUCACUAUAACAUUACCCCCGGCUCAUCAGAUCACUCUGGGUCUGGCAAUGGCAGUGCCACAGCCAAUUAUGUGAAUGGUUCCAGUCACUAUAACAUGCCCCCCAACUCAUCAGAUCACUCUGGGUCUGGCAAUGGCAGUGCCACAGCCAAUUAUGGGAAUGGUUCCAGUAACUAUAACAUUACCCCCGGCUCAUCAGAUCACUCUGGGUUUGGCAAUGGCAGUGCCACAGCCAAUUAUGGGAAUGGUUCCAGUCACUAUAACAUUACCCCCGGCUCAUCAGAUCAUUAUGGGUCUGGCAAUGGCAGUGCCACAGCCAAUUAUGGGAAUGGUUCCAGUCACUAUAACAUUACCCCCGGCUCAUCAGAUCACUCUGGGUUUGGCAAUGGCAGUGCCACAGCCAAUUAUGGGAAUGGUUCCAGUCACUAUAACAUUACCCCCGGCUCAUCAGAUCAUUAUGGGUCUGGCAAUGGCAGUGCCACAGCCAAUUAUGGGAAUGGUUCCAGUCACUAUAACAUUACCCCCGGAUCAUCAGAUCACUCUGGGUCUGGCAAUGGCAGUGACACAGCCAGUUAUGGGAAUGCCCCCGGUCUCUAUAACAUGGCCCCCAACUCAUCAGACCAUUAUGGGUCUGGCAAUGGCAGUGCCACAGCCAACUAUGGGAAUGGUUCCAGUCACUAUAACAUUACCCCCGGCUCAUCAGAUCACUCUGGGUCUGGCAAUGGCAGUGCCACAGCCAAUUAUGGGAAUGGUUCCAGUCACUAUAACAUGCCCCCCAACUCAUCAGAUCACUCUGGGUCUGGCAAUGGCAGUGCCACAGCCAAUUAUGGGAAUGGUUCCAGUCACUAUAACAUGCCCCCCAACUCAUCAGAUCACUCUGGGUCUGGCAAUGGCAGUGCCACAGCAAACUAUGGGAAUGGUCCCAGUCACUCAUCAGAUCAUUAUGGGUCUGGCAAUGGCAGUGCCACAGCCAAUUAUGGGAAUGGUUCCAGUCACUAUAACAUGCCCCCCAACUCAUCAGAUCACUCUGGGUCUGGCAAUGGCAGUGCCACAGCCAAUUAUUGGAAUGGUUCCAGUCACUAUAACAUGCCCCCCAACUCAUCAGAUCACUCUGGGUCUGGCAAUGGCAGUGCCACAGCCAACUAUGGGAAUGGUCCCAGUCACUCAUCAGAUCAUUAUGGGUCUGGCAAUGGCAGUGCCACAGCCAACUAUGGGAAUAGUUCCAGUCACUAUAACAAUCCCAACGGCUCAUCAGAUCACUCUGGGUCUGGCAAUGGCAGUGACACAGCCAAUUAUGGGAAUGGUCCCAGUCUCUACAAUAUGCCCCCCAACUCAUCAGAUCACUAUGGGUCUGGCAAUAGCAGUGCCCAUCUUAAUUCAGAGUAUGGUAGUACUGUUUAUAAUGGCAAUGGCUCUGAGACUGCUGCUAAUGGUGGUAUUGGUAAUGGGAGUCAUUCUGCAACCCAAAACCCAGGUGGUGAGACAUCACAAACUACAAGAUCAAAUGAACAUAGCAGCGCCAGACAUUUAACUGCUGGUUGCUUCAUCAUACUCUUUUGUGCUGGACUUCUAAAUAUAUUAGAGUGA